AGCUCUUUCUAGUGAGGGGCCAGCGCGGCGCUGCCCGGGGAUUACUGCACCCGCUCCGCGGCCCCUGGCGCACGGUUCCGCCCGGCGUCCCCUCGGCUUCAGCGCAGCUGCCCUCGGAACAGCGGGGGUUAAACGUCUCCCAGAGCCGAUUCCUCCGCCAGCAGCCCGGCACCGAGCGGGUUAAUCCCCGCCCAGCGCUUUGGCUACGGCGGGGUCUCUGCGCUCAGGCUCCUCCCCCUUGUCCUGGCCUGAACCAUCCAGCAGCAACGGUGCCCGCCCCGCGCCACCUUGUCCUUCUCUGACGUAAUCGCCGUGCGCCAGCAGAGAGGUGGGGGCUGUUGCCUGGUUACGCCUGUCAUACUCGUGCGCCGCCGGCCUCUUCCCCCUUCUGCUCCCGAACCAAUCGCUCUGUGUGAGAUACAGAAAACAAGCGGAUCCGAGGCGCGAGCUGCAGCCCGGACCGGCCUCCCCAGCGCCCCCUCCCGCCACAGCCGUAGGGCUCCGGCCGAGGAGGUAACGGGCACCCACGCGUGGCGGCUGCCGCCCGCCUCUGCCUGCGGAGCGCCCCGCGCAGAGACUCACACAUGCCUGAGACCAGAGUGGGAGCGGCGCUGAGCCCGGCCGCCUGGGUUCCCCGCGCUGCCUGGCUGGGGCCCUAGCAGCGCCCCGGCCGCUGGAGCCGGGUGCGGCGGUGCCCGAGUGUAUGAGAGGGAGCGCGGAGCGGGGGCCGCGGCCCGAGCCACCCGCCUUCUCUCCCGGACGGCGGCAGCAGAGAGACCGGCCCGGGGGGAAGCGAGGGGGCAGCGAGGAGGCGGCGGCUCCAUGUGAAGAGACCCGGACACGCACGUGAACUGCCGAGCAGCCCCCCGGAGCCGGGAGGCAGCGAGAGAGACUCGGAGACCCGGCAGCCGAGGGGGCUGACCCGUCUCUCACUAAACUUUCCCGGACACGCGGGGUGUCUCGGGACCUGGCGUCCAACUUGCUGUGAAGUCCUAGAGCCCCCGCAGGGAAGCGGAUCCCCGUGUCCCCGGCGCAAGGGUGAGCUUUAGCUGCCCCCUGUAUCACCGAUAGCCUGUCUGCUGCAGCCAGAGAGCCAAAGGAGGGAACCUUAACCCGCUGCUGUUGCUGUUCCUAAGGCAUAAUAUUAGACUACCAGAGAGACUGUGAGAAGAUUAUUUUAAAGAAAUCUGCCUGUUGAGUUGCUGAUGGUGAUGAAGUAUUGAUCCAUUAAAAAGGCUUGCAGUGAAGGUUUUUACUUGAUAAUGUGAAAGCAUUUGCAUCAUCAGAUAGUCUAGCCAAGGUCCAAGAAGUAGCAAGCUGGCUUUUGGAAAUGAAUCAGGAACUGCUGUCUGUGGGCAGCAAGAGGCGACGAACUGGAGCGUCUCUUCGAGGUAAUGCUUCCUCAAGCCAAGUAGAUGAGGAGCAGAUGAAUCGAGUUGUGGAGGAGGAGCAGCAGCAGCAGUUACGACAACAAGAGGAGGAGCACAUUGCAAGGAAUGGGGAAAUAGGUGGAGCAGAGUCUGGACUUGGUGACAGAAUUGAAUCCCAGCAAGAACAGUUAGAAGAAAACAACAAUAGGCUUAUUGCAGUGGAUGAAGAAUCCACUGGUAACCACGAGGAGGAGGAGGAGGAAGAACAUGGUGCUGAACAAGAGGAGGAGGUGGAAGAAGAGGAGGAAAUGGACCAGGAGAGUGAUGAUUUUGAUCAGUCUGAUGACAGCAGCAGAGAAGAUGAACACACUAACAGUAAUAGUGUCACAAAUUCAAAUAGCAUCAUGGAUUUGCCCAUACACCAGUCAUCUCAAUUCUACAUAAAGACAAAGAUGAAGAGAAAGUUGGACCAUGGCUCCGAGGUCCGUUCUUUCUCUCUGGGAAAGAAACCCUGCAAAGUCUCAGAAUACACGAGCACUACUGGGCUUGUGCCAUGUUCAGCUACACCUACUACUUUUGGGGACCUGAGAGCAGCCAAUGGCCAAGGACAACAACGGCGCCGGAUUACAUCUGUCCAGCCACCUACAGGACUUCAAGAAUGGCUGAAAAUGUUUCAGAGCUGGAGUGGACCAGAGAAGUUACUUGCUUUAGAUGAACUCAUUGAUAGUUGUGAACCAACACAAGUGAAACAUAUGAUGCAAGUGAUAGAGCCCCAGUUUCAACGAGACUUUAUUUCCUUGCUCCCAAAAGAGUUGGCACUAUAUGUGCUUUCAUUCCUGGAACCCAAGGACCUUCUACAGGCAGCACAGACAUGCCGUUAUUGGAGAAUUCUGGCUGAGGAUAACCUUUUGUGGAGAGAGAAAUGCAAGGAGGAGGGGAUUGACGAACCAUUGCAUAUCAAGAGAAGGAAAGUAAUAAAACCAGGCUUCAUACAUAGCCCAUGGAAAAGUGCUUAUAUCAGACAGCACAGAAUUGAUACUAACUGGCGGCGAGGAGAGCUUAAAUCUCCUAAGGUGCUCAAAGGACAUGAUGAUCAUGUAAUCACAUGUCUACAGUUCUGUGGUAACCGAAUAGUCAGUGGUUCUGAUGACAACACAUUAAAAGUUUGGUCAGCAGUUACAGGCAAGUGUUUAAGAACACUAGUUGGACACACAGGUGGAGUCUGGUCAUCACAAAUGAGGGACAAUAUCAUUAUUAGUGGAUCUACAGACCGAACACUUAAAGUAUGGAACGCGGAGACUGGAGAAUGUAUUCAUACUUUAUAUGGACACACUUCUACUGUGCGUUGUAUGCAUCUCCAUGAAAAAAGAGUUGUCAGUGGGUCUCGAGAUGCCACGCUGAGAGUUUGGGACAUAGAGACAGGCCAAUGUUUACAUGUUCUGAUGGGACAUGUAGCUGCAGUCCGGUGUGUUCAGUAUGAUGGCAGGAGGGUUGUUAGUGGAGCAUAUGAUUUUAUGGUCAAAGUGUGGGAUCCAGAGACUGAAACCUGUCUACACACACUGCAAGGGCAUACUAAUAGAGUCUAUUCAUUACAGUUUGAUGGCAUCCAUGUAGUGAGUGGAUCUCUUGACACUUCAAUCCGAGUUUGGGAUGUGGAGACGGGAAACUGCAUUCACACAUUAACGGGCCACCAGUCAUUAACAAGUGGAAUGGAACUGAAAGACAAUAUUCUUGUGUCUGGGAAUGCAGAUUCAACAGUCAAAAUCUGGGAUAUCAAAACAGGACAGUGUUUACAGACAUUGCAAGGUCCCAACAAGCAUCAGAGUGCUGUGACCUGUUUACAGUUCAACAAGAACUUUGUAAUUACCAGCUCAGAUGAUGGGACUGUAAAACUUUGGGACUUGAAAACGGGUGAAUUUAUCCGAAAUCUAGUCACAUUGGAGAGUGGGGGAAGUGGAGGCGUCGUCUGGCGGAUCAGAGCCUCCAACACAAAGCUAGUGUGUGCAGUUGGAAGCCGAAAUGGAACUGAGGAAACAAAGCUGCUGGUGUUGGACUUUGAUGUGGAUAUGAAGUGAAGAGCAGAAAAAUGAAUUUGUCCAAAUGUGUAGACGAUGUUUCCCUUCCCUCCCCCUGCAAAAAAACAAAACAAAAAAAACCCCUUGUCCUUGGUGGUGCAGGAUGUUGGCUUGGGGCAACAGAUCCUAAAGACCUACAGACUACGAAGGAGGAGACUGCGAGAUGACAAACUGUAACUGACAAGAGAGGCAUUUGCUGUCUCAUCACAUAAAAAGCUUCACUUUUGACUGGGGCAGCUUUGCAAAUAUAAGACUUUCUAAAUCAAACCAGGUGCAAUUAUUUCUUUAUUUUCCUCUAAGUGCUCAUUGAGCAGAGUGGAGGUUAAAAAGUUGUUACAAUUCUUGCUAACCUGUUAUUUUACCACAGAGAUCUAGAAAGUUGCUGCAUAACAUCCGUUACUGGAUGACUUUGUUGUCGUCACAGAUGCUCGCAACUUUGAAAGUCAAAUCCUGAUGUGGAAAAGCUAAAAUCUUACUGUGAAUUGUUUUUGUACAGUUUUAUCAGAGCUUUUUUUUUUUGCCAGCCAUUGCCAAUGUCAAUCACAGUAUUAGCCUCUGUUACUCUAUUUACUGUUGCUUUCAUCUACACUCUACAAUGCAUAUGUUACUCUGAGGUGGCAAGUUGUCCUGGGUUCUAAGAGUUCUUGAAUGGAUUGAACUCUCAAUGCUGGUGCUAGAAGUAGGUCUUCAAGUAUGGGAUUGUUGUCCCACCCCUGUACUGUAUUCCCAGUGGCCAAACUUAUUUAUGCUGCUAAAUGAAAGAAAGUAAAGCAAAUUAUUUCUUGUUUAAUUUUUUUUUUCUGCUGUGACGUUUUAGUCCCAGACUGAAUUCCAAAUUUGCUCUAGUUUGGUUACAGAAAAAGACUUUUUGCCACUGAAACUUGAGCCAACUGUGCCUCUAAGAGGCUGAGAGUUAAAAAGUUUCAGACAAUUAAGAGUGAAGUUUGCCUGCAAGUAAAGAAUUGAGUGUGUGUGCAAAGCUUAUUUUCUUUUUUCUGGGCAAAAAUUAAAACACAUUCCUUAGAACAAAGCUAUUGCAGCCUGUUCUGUGGGGAAACUUUUUUCUUUGUGAGGGCUGUGGUGAAUGGAAUGAACAUGCAUAAUAAAACUGACAAAAAUUUUAAAAAUAUAAAUACAAAAAUAAAAUUGCUGGUCAGUCUUAGUGUUUUACAGUAUUGAGAAAAACAACUGUUACAGUUAUUGCUGCAAGGAACUGACAGUACAAAAACUAUUACGUUUUUGUAAUAAAGAUGUACAUGCAAAGUCAAAUGGUUUGCCUCAUUCUCCAAGAGCCACAACUCAAGCUGAACUGUGAAAGUGGUUUAACACUGUAUCCUAGGCGAUCUUGUUUUUUCCUCCCUUUUUUGUUUUGUUUUAUUUUAUUUAUAGUCUGAUUUAAAACAAUCAGAUUCCAGUUGUUUAAUUUUAGUUAUGUAACAACCUGACAUGAUGGAGGAAAACAACCUUUAAAGGGAUUGUGUCUAUGGUUUGAUUCACUUAGAAAUUUUAUUUUCUUAUAACUUAAGUGCAAUAAAAUGUGUUUUUCAUGUUAGCACGUCUUUUUCUUCUAAUGGUUUGCUACUGUACUAAUAUGCAA
Messenger RNA from Mauremys reevesii (Reeves's turtle), 5042 nucleotides. RefSeq names its product F-box and WD repeat domain containing 7 (gene FBXW7). Gene Ontology annotation, cellular component: nucleus; cytoplasm. Gene Ontology annotation, molecular function: ubiquitin binding. The record is from RefSeq and is a predicted model, not a curated record. The transcript is spliced from 14 exons. Gene Ontology annotation, biological process: ubiquitin recycling; proteasome-mediated ubiquitin-dependent protein catabolic process. Bases 1331 to 3445 code for a protein of 704 amino acids. Lineage: Eukaryota; Metazoa; Chordata; Testudines; Geoemydidae.